This is a messenger RNA of Gloeophyllum trabeum ATCC 11539, 2955 nucleotides long. Its product is annotated as DNA/RNA polymerase. Bases 1 to 2955 code for a protein of 984 amino acids. Gene Ontology annotation, molecular function: mitochondrial promoter sequence-specific DNA binding; DNA-directed RNA polymerase activity. The record is from RefSeq and is a predicted model, not a curated record. Lineage: Eukaryota; Fungi; Basidiomycota; Agaricomycetes; Gloeophyllales; Gloeophyllaceae. Gene Ontology annotation, cellular component: mitochondrial DNA-directed RNA polymerase complex. Gene Ontology annotation, biological process: mitochondrial transcription. The transcript has 4 exons.
AUGGAAGUGCCUUUCAACCUCGACCUCCUGCGCAAACACCUUGCGCGGGUCAAGCUCGCGCGGCAGAUCUUGCCUGAGGAUAUUAGUACGCGACAGAAGGUGCUCGAAGACUCCGCGAUAGACGUUGCGCGUGAGCGUCUUGCGCGGCAGGCGGAGAUGCUCGCGGAAUUGGGCAUCAAGGACAUGGCGCUGACACGGCAUGGACUGCAGGCGUGGAUGUGGGAGUGGCACCAGAAGCUCCAGGAGCGGCUGCAGACAGAGAUCAACGCGCUCAUUGAGCACGAGCGCGAGAAGAUGUCGGACAAGCGCUCGAACGAGAAGCAGUGGCUGGGCCCGUUUCUGCAGCUGCUCAAGCCAGAGAAGCUCUCGCUGAUCACAAUCCUGGAGCUCAUGCGGAUGAGCGGGACGGGUGGCGUCACUGACGGGAUGAAGACCGCCCGGGCGCUGCUGACCGUCGGCGGCGCGGUGGAGAACGAGUACCACGCAGAGACAAGGAAGAAGAAUAACAUCUCGGUGCCGCAGCAUACACUACGUCCUGGGCAGGUAGCGUUCUUCACAGGCCAGGGGUACCAGGAUCUGUAUGCGCGUCGGGUGGCGGCGAGGAAGUAUAUGGAGGAUAUGGAGGAAUGGACGGCGGAGUGGCCCGCAAUGCUGAGGGUGCGGGUGGGAAGCUUCUUGGUGGAUAACUUGAUCGACGUCGCUACUGUGACACGGACGGCGUCAGACAAAGCCACUGGACAGGAAGUUUCGGAAGAGCAGCCUGCGUUCUUCCAUUCCUAUGAAUACGUGCAUGGGCACAAGUUGGGUGUUAUCAAGCUGAACUCUGUGGUCGCCGAGCGACUUGCCGGAGAUGACAUCAGGGAUACGGUUCCACCACGCAGUUUGCCCAUGCUUGUGAAGCCCAAGCCUUGGUUGGAUUACAAUGACGGGGGUUACUUCCACAUCAAGUCCAAAGCCAUGCGCUUCAAGGAGUCCCAGGAGCAGGAAAUCCACCUCCGGGAAGCGGCUAAGCAAGGGAAGAUCGAGCUGAUUUUCGCGGCCCUGGACGUGCUGGGAUCGACUCCCUGGGUAGUCAACAGGCCCGUGUUCGAUGUCGUGCUCAAGGUAUGGAACUCUGGUGAGAGGUUCGGGAAGAUCCCUGCCGCUACCUAUGAUCAACCCGAGCCCGAGAAACCCUCGGAUUGGGAGACGAACCCUAAGGCAAGGAAUGUGUACCUGACUCGCGUCCGAGGGUAUCACCAGGCGAAGGCCAACAAUCAUUCGGAGCGGUGCAGUGUGAACUACAGGAUCGAGAUCGCGCGCACCUUCCUUGGAGAUACGUUCUACUUCCCUCACAACAUCGACUUCCGCGGUCGCGCGUACCCUAUGCCUCCUCACCUGAGUCACAUCGGCGACGACUUGAGUCGUGGGCUGCUCAAGUUCGGCGAAGCGAAGCCUCUUGGUGCGCGCGGGCUGCGAUGGCUCAAGAUUCACUUAGCGAACUUGUACGGUUAUGACAAGGGCAACUUCGACGAUCGUGCAAUAUUUACAGAGCAACACCUGGACGACAUUUACGACUCCGCUGAGAGACCGCUAGAGGGCCGUAGGUGGUGGACAAAGGCUGACGACCCGUGGCAGUGUCUGGCGGCCUGUAUGGAGUUGCGCGCCGCCCUUGAAUCCGGAGACCCGCUAGCCUUCGAAUCAUCUCUGCCAGUGCACCAGGACGGGACUUGCAACGGUCUGCAACAUUAUGCUGCUCUCGGAGGUGACGAGAAGGGUGCGAAACAAGUCAACUUGGAUGUCACGGAUCGGCCUUCCGAUGUGUACACCUACGUCGCGGACAUGGUGGAGAAAUCGCUCCAGGAGGAAAAGGACACUGAGAAGUACGCUGCCCUGCUCGCUGGCAAGGUAUCUCGGAAGGUCGUAAAGCAAACAGUCAUGACCACUGUGUACGGCGUCACUUUCGUUGGCGCCAGAGAGCAGAUCGAGAAGCAGCUGAAGGACAAGGGUGAAUUGCCUGAGGAAGAAUGCUGGCCGGCUUCUGCAUACCUCGCGAAGAAAGUCCUCAGUGCUAUCGGAGAUCUGUUUUCAGGCGCGAAGGACAUCCAGGUCUGGCUCAAUAUGGUCGCUCGCCUCAUUACGAAGUCCAUCCCACCCAACCGCAUCGAAGACGCCUCGAAGGACCUGAUUACGAAGAGCGGGCAGAAGAAGCAGGGUAACCGGGUCAAGAAAGAGCAGAUGUCCAGCAUGAUCUGGACGUCGCCGAUGAAUCUGCCUAUCGUCCAGCCGUACAGGAAGACGAAGAGGAAGCAGAUCAUGACUUCUCUGCAGUCCGUCUAUAUCUCCGACCCCAACUCCCCGUCGGAGGUGAACUCGAUGAAGCAGGCCUCGGCGUUCCCUCCCAACUUCAUCCACAGUCUGGAUGCGUCCCACAUGAUGAAGACGGCCUUGCGGUGCAGAGACGAAGACAUCACGUUCGCGUCGGUUCAUGACUCGUAUUGGACACAUGCGUGCGAUAUUGAUCGCAUGUCUGCCCUCAUCCGAGAGACUUUCGUUGAACUUCACACCGGUGAGGUACUGAAGAAGCUCCGUGCAGAGCUUAUGGUCCGUUAUCAAGGGUUCAAAAUUCCGCUGCUCUCCCUCAGGGGUACUAGCGUCACUAAGAAACUCAAGCAAAUGGGUGUCAAAAUACCGGAGAUCCUGGAAUUGUCAGAGAAGGCCAUCGCGGCAGAGGCUGCUGAAGCCCGCGAGGAGGAUGAAGACGCGGUCGAAGAUGUCGACGAUGUCGAAGCGUCGGAGUCGAACGGUCCUCAAAACUUGGAAGAAGCCCUCGAAGUUGCGCAUGUGAAGCGGCGCAACCGCGUGACCCCCUACUCGAAGGUCUACAUCGAUGUUACCGACCUCAUCCCUCCAGUCCCGGAGAAAGGCUCUUUCGACGUCAACACGAUCAAGAAGUCCCUCUACUUCUUCUCAUAG